Plectropomus leopardus (leopard coralgrouper) is the source of this 2155-nucleotide messenger RNA. It is a transcript of the gene ssx2ipb, whose product is annotated as synovial sarcoma, X breakpoint 2 interacting protein b. NCBI's taxonomy places the organism in Eukaryota, Metazoa, Chordata, Actinopteri, Perciformes, Serranidae. The record is from RefSeq and is a predicted model, not a curated record. Gene Ontology annotation, cellular component: centriolar satellite; ciliary basal body. Gene Ontology annotation, biological process: intraciliary transport involved in cilium assembly.
GUCAGUUAGACCGACAUGGUUUUAGGAGCUGCUGCCUCGUGAAGCGAGAAGCAGUUUGGAAAUAUCUAACAAACUGCAACGGAACACUGACUGUGUAGGUGGAUCUUGUGUCGAGAUUUGUGUGUCCUGCACAUGUAGUAGACGAUCCAGACACGUAGCCUGAAGGCUGCACUGCAACAAUGCCAGAGUCUUCCCUGGAAGUCAAGGACAUUUGCAGCAGCUCCGUUGAAUGUAGACCAUCUCCCUUGAGGCAGUUUAGCCAAUCAUUGCUGCCGCUGCACAGGAACUACAUGCACAGUACAUUCUGCACAGACAACAAUGUGCAGGAAUGUCUGUCACACAUCAGUCAGGAGGUGUCGUCUCUUGGCCUCCCACCAGUUUGGAAGGAGUCAAGUGGCAGCACAGAGAUGAAUGUUGUGGCUGUGUUAAAUUGCAUGUAUGACCUGAUUCAGCUGCACCGCAGGAGCCUCCGCACCCUGGAAAACAUGGAAGUGGAGCAGCUUAAGACCAGCAGCAAUGUGGACUUCCUGCAGCUCACCAGCACCCAACUAAAAGAGCAGCUUGAACUAUCCAAAAGAGAAAAUACGGGACUCCUUGAGAGAGAGCGACAGCUGCAGCUGAAAGUGAAGAGUUUGCAAAACUGCCUGAAAAAUGAAAAAGAAGAGGUGCAGAAACUUCAGAACAUUAUUGCUAGCCGGGCCAGCCAGUACAAUCAUGAGAUGAAAAGGAAAGAAAGAGAAUUUAAUAAACUCAAGGAGCGCUUGAAUCAACUUCUGGUUGACAAAAAGGACAAGAAACAAGCCAUUGAUGUAUUGAAUAGCAUUGGAAGAGCUGAUGGGAAGAGAAGCCUUUGGAAAACUGAAAAGACAGAAGCAAAGCAUGAGGGGGAGAUGUAUAAGACUCUGCUGAGUGACUAUGACACCCGACAGAGGGAGCUGUUGCUGGAAAAUGCAGAGUUGAAGAAAGUGCUGCAGCAGAUGAAAAAAGACAUGGUGUCCAUUCUGAGUUCAAGGAAACCAACGUUGAAAGACGACAAACAUCAUGAUGAUGACAUACAUGCUGACUCAGAGGGGGAAGAGGAAGUGUUUGAUUCCAGUAAAGAAAGCGUAGAAUUGUAUUGCGUUCAUGCCCGGGAGAAGCUGACAAACAGUAUUCGCCUCCAGUGGCGAAGACUCAAAAGCCACGUUGAAAGAUUGGACAGCCAAGCAUCUUUGGCUCAGCUGGGCGAGAGGAAAAACACUGAUGCUGUUUCCCGAGAGACACAUGAGGAGGAGAUGGACAGACUGAAGCUGGAGAUCCAGCAGUGCAAAGACUUUAUUCAAACACAACAGCAGCUUCUGCAGCAGCAGCUGAGCUCUCCGUGUGAUGAGGAGACUCACUGCUCACUGCUGAGUGACUGCUUCAUGCUGCAGGAGAAAGAGCGCUUCAGGGAGGAGUGGAAAACCCUCGAGGAACAGAGGAAGAUCUUUGAGAGGGAGCGGAGGAACUUCACUGAGGCAGCUAUAAGACUCAGCCAUGAGAGGAAGGCCUUCGAGGACGAUAGAGCGACGUGGCUCAAACACCAGUUUUUAAACAUGAGUCCAUUUCCUGACUCAAAGAAACCCCAGAUGUCAAAGUCUAAAAGUGCCUUUUUAAUACCUAAAACAGAAGCAAGCACAGCCUCAGCUCCAGAAAAGCUCACCAAAUGCCCGUCUGGCACAUCUUCCCCAACACCCAAAUUUGUCCCACCCACCCCAACAACAAACCUUAAUCACACACUUUGCCUUACCCCAGAAAACAGUUUCAGAUCAACCAAACCAAAGAGAAAGACCGAACAUGUCGAAGAAUCAAGCAUCUUUUUAAACGGGAAUUUUCCAGUUCAGCACAAUCUUUGGAACGACAGUGAAGACUACAGCAGCCACACACUCACAAAGGAAAAGACCAGCUCUAUAUGAACCCCAAAACUCAUAAAUUGAAGCAGAAUUCUCAUUUAAUUUUGGAGAAAAACACCUGAAUUGUGAAUGCCAUACACUCGAAGAUGGACCGUAAAAUUAUUAAAUAACAGUCAAAGUCAAACUGGCUCUGAUUAGCUGCUGGUGUUCUGUGCAACUGAAAGAAAAUCAAAUUGUUUCUUUUUUAUCAUUGUACUGUAGAUUAUGUUUUGAAUUUAUUUAUG